GGAGACUCGAACACCUCAUCAUUCCAAACAUUAACACAAAUCGCAACCAUGUUCGCUACCAAGGUCCUCCGCCAGGCUGCCCAGCAGGCUGAGCGCACUCCCUCCAUCCGGUUCAUUGGGAGGCGGAUUAUCCCUGCCUCUGUUGACCACACACCGCACCCUCACCCUGCCUCCCCAACCAACUCUCUUCCCGCCUCCUUCACCCAGCGCUCCUCGCACACGUCUUUCAGCUCCUACCGGGACCAUGCCCAGCAGUUUGGCCCCCUCCGCAAGACCAUCAAGGGCGACGCCGCGGGCGUCGGCGGCAUUUCCGGGUCCGAGCUGGGCGCCAUUUUGCCGCCCAAGGGUGUCUUCUUCGACCGGAAUGAGCUGCCAGCACGCUUCCGCCGCGCCCCCCUCACCGCAGCCGAGAUUGAGCUGGUCGAGACUGGUGGCGCUGCAGCUUUUGCUUGAACGCAAAGCGGGCAUGAAACUUAUAUACACAACGAUCAUUCAUGAUGGGCCAGGAUGACAGCUAAGCUGUCCCGCCCUCUUCACUAUUGUAUGGACCAUGGGGGCUGCGAUUUCUGGAUGGAGGGCCUGGGA
This is a messenger RNA of Phialemonium atrogriseum, 585 nucleotides long. RefSeq lists its product as uncharacterized. Gene Ontology annotation, biological process: 2-oxoglutarate metabolic process. Bases 49 to 453 code for a protein of 134 amino acids. The record is from RefSeq and is a predicted model, not a curated record. Gene Ontology annotation, molecular function: oxoglutarate dehydrogenase (succinyl-transferring) activity. The transcript has 2 exons. Lineage: Eukaryota; Fungi; Ascomycota; Sordariomycetes; Cephalothecales; Cephalothecaceae.